AUGAACAAAGGAGAAAAGUUUUGCUUUCAUACAUCUUAUCUCUCUUACUUUCUAUUUAUCUUUAUUUCUCUAUCUCUCUUGCUGACACUUUUUCUUUUCCUUGCCGUCUUUCUUUUCUUUACUUCUUUAAUUCUCUUUCUAUCUCUUUUACUUCUCUCUCUCUCUGUUUUUUCUCUCUCUUUUCCUUCCCUCUUUCCCUUCUCUCUUUUGUUUUCUCUCUUUUCUUUCUCUUUUUUCUCUCUCUUUAAUUUUUCUUUCCCUUCUUUAAUUCUCUUUCUAUCUCUCUUUUUCACUUCUUUUUCUUGCCUUCUCUCUCCUUUUUCCUUCUCUCUUUUCCUUGCCUUCUCUCUUUUGUUUUUCCCUCUUUCCUUCUCUAGUUUCCCUUUUCCUUCUUCUUUAAUUCUUUUUCUAUCUCUUUUCCUUCUCUUACUCUCUCUUUACUUCUUUAAUUCUCUUUCUAUCUCUUUUACUUCUCUUACUCUCUCUCUCUUUUUUCCUCUCUUUUUUCCUUGCCUUCUCUCUUUUGUUUUCCCUUUUUCCUUCUUUCACUCUCUCUGUUUUUACUUCUUUAAUUCUCUUUCUAUCUCUCUUUUUCUCUUUCUCUCUCUCUGUUUUUUUCACUCUCUCUUUUCCUUGCCUUCUCUCUUUUCUUUAAUUCUCUUUCUAUCUCUUUUACUUCUCUUACUCUCUCUGUUUUUCUCUUUUCCUUCUCUCUUUUUUUUUUUUCUUCUUGCUUCUUCUCUUUUACUUUUCCUCUCUCUUUUUCCUUUUCUCUUUUGUUUUCCUUUCCUUCUCUCUUUAAUUCUCUUUCUAUCUCUUUUUCUUCUCUUACUCUCUCUCUUUACUUCUUUAAUUCUCUUUCUAUCUCUUUUAUUUCUCUUACUCUUUUUGUAUCUCUUGCUUUAUUACUUUGUCUCUCUUGAUGUGACAUUCGCUUUCUCUGACCAUCUCUGUUUUGCCUUCUUUUUGUUCACUUUCUCUCCUUCUGUCUGUUUUAUUGCUCAUGAUUUCUCCCUCUCACUAGCUUUCUGCAUGCUUAUUCUUUCUCUUACUUUCUCUGUUUGUCUCUCUUGUUUUAUGUCUUUAUCUUUCUUGAUGUCCCUUUUCCUUUCUGUGGCAUUCCUUUCACAGUAUUUUCCUUCUCCCUUUCUUUCUCUCUCUCUUUUCUCUCUCCUCUACUUCUCUUUCUCUUACUUUUUUUCACUCUCUAUUUAUCUUUCUCUUGAUUUCAUUCUCUCUCUUUUUCUCUUUCUCUCUCACUUUCUCUUUUUCUUGAUUUUUCUCUUUUACUUCUCUCUCACUUGCUUUCUCUGCCUCUAUUUCUCUCUCUCUCUCUCUCUCUCUCCUUCCUCUUUGUUCUCUGUCUUCCAGUCUCUCAGAAUAAUGAUGCCACCAAAACAGACCCAAACAGACAGAAUGGUAAUCAUACACGAGGAAGAACAAAAAUACAAGGGUCUUCACAAAAAGAAACAUACGAACAGAUGUCAUUUAUCUCAAAAGCCCUUCACAGUAUUUUCAUACUCUCUCACUUUCUCUCUCUUUCUUUUCUCUCUCCUCUCUUUCUCUUUCUCUUACUUUCAUUCACUCUUCUGUCUUUCUCUAUUUAUCUUUCGCUUUCUCUCCAUUCUCUCUUUUUUUCUUGAUUUCUCUCUUUUACUCACUUGCUUUCUCUGCCUCUCUUUAUCUCUCUCCCUCCCUCCUUCUCUUUCUCUGUUUUCCUGUCUCUCAGAAUAA
Messenger RNA from Acanthosepion pharaonis, 1734 nucleotides. The record is from the annotation of a GenBank genome assembly. NCBI's taxonomy places the organism in Eukaryota, Metazoa, Mollusca, Cephalopoda, Sepiida, Sepiidae.